UCUUUAAUGGGACAGUGCCUGCCAAUUCCGCGCCAAACUUCAUGCCGAAAGCUCUGUUUGAUAAGGAUUCUGUGCUGAUCAUUCACAGUGGCUGCUGAUACCGGGAUUAUCUCCGAUAUGUUUAAAUUUCUGCUCACAUUUGGCGCCGGAGUUUACUGCGGGAUCUACAUUUCGCAGAACUACGAGGUACCCCGUGUAGAUGAGCCCGGAAAGCUCGUGGACAAGAUCACGGAGUACAUCGAGCAGCAGAAGAAAAAUCACAAAUGGCGCUACUAAACCUGUUUAUUGGCGAAUAUGAGCAAGACGGCAUCUCGGAGUUCAUCUUCAGCCAACAUACGCAUCAACUCUUCCCUUGCUUCACCAAUACGCUCUCGAUCAUUGCUGUCCACGACAAAUAUGAGACCCUUCAAGGAAAAACAAAACAAACAAAGCCAUCCCCGUAAGUCGAACCGCAGAAGAACCUAAAUAACAACAACAACAACAGAACUUCCUCCUUACUUGCGUAUUCUGGAAAUAGUGCCGCCAAAGUGGUCGAAUCUUAUCCUGACCACCAACAUCCCAUACUGUGAAGCUAAUAUUCUUGUAUUCUACCGUCUCAACGUUGAAACCUAAAUAAAUGACAAUAAAAAAAUCAAAA
This is a messenger RNA of Lutzomyia longipalpis, 637 nucleotides long. RefSeq lists its product as uncharacterized. The record is from RefSeq and is a predicted model, not a curated record. The coding region runs from base 118 to 276 and encodes 52 amino acids. The transcript has 3 exons. Lineage: Eukaryota; Metazoa; Arthropoda; Insecta; Diptera; Psychodidae.